Doryrhamphus excisus (bluestripe pipefish) is the source of this 2023-nucleotide messenger RNA. RefSeq lists its product as uncharacterized. Lineage: Eukaryota; Metazoa; Chordata; Actinopteri; Syngnathiformes; Syngnathidae. The record is from RefSeq and is a predicted model, not a curated record.
UCCUUGUAUUUAGCAAACAUCAACUGCUUGUAUUGUUUCUUGAAUUGGCUCAUCGUUGUGCAUUGUUUGAGGUCCUUACUCAAUCCAUUCCAUAGUUUGAUUCCACAUACUGAAAUGCUAUGGCUAGCAUAACGUAGUCCUAGCAUAGAAGUGUUUCAAAUGGAGUUCUUCCCUAAGAUCAUAUUUCUCCUCUCUUGUAGAGAAGUAUUGGAUGACAUUUUUUAGGUAAUUGGUUAUUUUUAGCCUUAUGCAUCAUUUUAGCUGUUUAAAGAUUAACUAUAUCAGCAAGUUGAAGUAUUUGUGAUUUUAGAAAUAAGGAGUUAGUGUGUUCUCUGUAGGCGGCAUUGUGAAUUAUGUGGGGGUCAGAAAGAAAAUAGCUUCCUGGAUUAUUCUUAGAAGAGCUCAACUGCUGGGAAACGCUUUAGCGUGCACAUUAGCGCCUCUUCUGGAGGCUUUGCGUAAAAACAAUCCUUAUUCAGCCAAUUUUGCUCCCGUUUUUUUUCUCCCUGUAAAGCAAAAUCACAUGAUGUGUACUUUGUCAUAUGACGCUGAGGAGUGGACUGGUCCCACCUCAAACAAGCUUCACUGACGUUCUCUAAAAAAAAAAAAAAAAAUGAACAUAGCUGUCAGUGAUUUGUCAAGGAAGAGAUGCUGUAGAUGAACUUUGUCAGGAGAAGAGUUGUGGACCAUUAGAGGAGGAUGGACCGUCGGGCUCCUCUGCUCCUCAUCUCUGCCUUUUGCUUCGUAGGCGUGGCGCUGAGUCAGACCACACCCACUCCGGCAGCCCUCACCACCACUCUGUUGGAGAAUGGCACUGCUGUGACACCAACUCCUGUUCCUGUCAGCACCAGCACCACCUCCAGCUGCUCUGCGUUCAACACUUCCACCUGUGAGCCUUGUGCUCCCGGAUCACAGUACGACAACGGCACCCUGCUGUGUUCAUGCUGCCCUCAGCCUGGGCUCUGUCUAUUUCCUGGAGCGUGUCUACCAUGCACCAUUGGCUUCUAUCAACCACUGUCUGGGCAGCAGCAGUGCCUUCCCUGCCGACAGGGCUUCUACACAAACUUUACCGGAAGCCCAGUGUGUCUCCCUUGCCCUGCCGGAUCCUUCAACAACAACACCGGUGCAGACAGAUGUGCAAGUUGCUCUCCAGGUUUCUUCUCAUCUUUACACAGUUCCACUUCAUGCUCACCAUGCGCACAGGGGAGCUUUUGCAACUCCUCUGGUUGCUCCCAGUGUCAGAUCUGUCCUGGAGGGUCAGAGGCGCUACAGUCUGCAGCUAGGGUUUGCACACCGUGUCGGCCAGGGAUGCACAAGGCUCCGCACCAGACUAUGUGUCAGAUAUGUGGCAGCGGAUCCUUCCAGAUUCACUGGGGCCAAGAGAACUGUGAUGUCUGCCCAGAAGAUCAUUAUUGCCCAAGUCCAGACGUGAACCCCAUUGGUUGCCCCAGUGAUGCCUUCUGUCCUCAGGGCAGCUCAGCUCCCGGCUACUGCAUGGAGACUUUCUUCCGUAAAGCUGGGGACACUUGUGAAUUAGCUCCAGUUACCAUUGCUUUGUUAGUUAUUGGAGGAGGAGUCGCUCUGCUCUUUAUUACUCUAAUGGUCCUACGCAAAAUGAGAGACCCUGAUGGCGAGCUGACAGUGUCCCGGGCGCCAUUGUUACGCAAAGAGAGGCCUCAAGGUCGCUACUAUGGGAUUCCCGGUGAUGCAGAGCCUGUGUAUGCAGGCUGGUGAAUGGAUGGAAGGAACGCCAUUUGAUGAAUGACACUUAUUGAUGCCUUCGAGUGCCUUUAUGGUUCACCACCUGUGAAAUAUUGUACAUGAGAAGCACUUUUUACUGGAAUAAUUUCUUUGCACUUGAAUUCGGGCUGUAGACUCGUGUGUGCAUCCACCAGCUAAUUCCUUCAUAAAAACUGGGGCUUGUUUUAAUGCAUUUCAUUGUUGUUUUUCAUCUGUUUUUUUAAGAUUGUGUAUGUUUUCAAAAAAUAAAUAAUAGUUAGACCUUCAUCUUAUUAAGUGUCUU